Sphaeroforma arctica JP610 is the source of this 322-nucleotide messenger RNA. RefSeq lists its product as hypothetical. Lineage: Eukaryota; Ichthyosporea; Ichthyophonida. The transcript is spliced from 2 exons. The annotation marks the transcript as partial. The record is from RefSeq and is a predicted model, not a curated record.
AUGCCACUUGAACGCAAUAGCAAACGUAUUCAUACACAUAGACACACCUUCGCACCACAGUUCUACGAGCGAGUGGAGAAGGAUGCAGUGGACGCCUACCCUGACCUGGAGUUCGACGACGAGUACCUCAAGGACGAACGUCGCAACGUGGACAAUCCGUUCUAUACGUAUGACAUAACCGACAAAGGGCACCCAGGAAACCCCAACAUCUACACUUACACCGUCUACAACAAGGCUAAUAAGCCAGAAGACACCGUCGGCAAGCCGCCAGGCAAGGCGGGUGGCUACCCCGAUUGGCAGGGCUUGUCUCCCAAUUCGCCAG